Messenger RNA from Salpingoeca rosetta, 915 nucleotides. RefSeq lists its product as uncharacterized. The coding region runs from base 1 to 915 and encodes 304 amino acids. NCBI's taxonomy places the organism in Eukaryota, Choanoflagellata, Craspedida, Salpingoecidae. The transcript is spliced from 5 exons. The record is from RefSeq and is a predicted model, not a curated record.
AUGGGAGUCGCGCUGCGGUUCCUGCGUAACCCAAAAGUGUCGUUCCUCCCAGUUGAUACGAAGCGCCAGUUUCUGCUCUCCAAAGGUCUGACCUCUGAUCAAGUCUCCGCAGCACUUGCAGCACACGAUGCGGCCGCCUCUGCCCUGACCUCAACACCUCCACGCCUUGGGUGGACAUGGCAAGAGCUGGGACUUGUGCUGGGUCUCACUGCCACAGGCGGCUAUCUCCUGUACAAAUACCUCCAAUUUUACUAUCCAUCAGCACCCAUCAUGAAGAUGAUGCGAGCUCGACCAACAUCAUCCGCAAAGCAGCUUGAACGUAUCCACAACAAACUUGGGCUGCUGGAAACCCGCAUCGCAGCACUGGAGAAGAAAAUGGACACCGAUAUGCCUGGUCUGCAGCGGCGGAUGCAGCAGCUCAACACGAAAGUCGUGAGUGCGGUUGACGAGCUACAGACGGACGUGGCCAACGUGAAGACAAUGCUGCUUCGCCCAAAGGCAACACUCUCCCCGCGACGCAAUGGCCUCCCAGACUGGCAGCGGCAGGUGCGCAGCAGACCAGCCACCGCCAACGCAACCGCCACCACCACCACCAGAAGCAACAGCAAUAACACCAACCACACAGCGCAUCAGGCACCUGCAGGCACCACCACUGCACAGCGCGCAUCUCACUCCCCAUCCUCGUCAUCCUCGUCGCCGUCGUCGUUGUCACCGCCAUUUUCCGCGUCUGAACGACACACCGCGACCACCAACGACAACAACAACAACAACACCAACGACAACAACAACAGCAACAACAACAACACCAACGACACCACAACGGAAGCACACCCAUCACCUUCUCCACAGCUGAAGAACGACCAACAACAACAGCACAACAGCAAGAGCAACACAUCACCGCAGGCGGUGGCUUGA